This is a messenger RNA of Fonsecaea nubica, 1443 nucleotides long. RefSeq lists its product as hypothetical. NCBI's taxonomy places the organism in Eukaryota, Fungi, Ascomycota, Eurotiomycetes, Chaetothyriales, Herpotrichiellaceae. Gene Ontology annotation, cellular component: SCF ubiquitin ligase complex. The record is from RefSeq and is a predicted model, not a curated record. The transcript is spliced from 2 exons. Gene Ontology annotation, molecular function: protein binding. Bases 1 to 1443 code for a protein of 480 amino acids. Gene Ontology annotation, biological process: SCF-dependent proteasomal ubiquitin-dependent protein catabolic process.
AUGAUCGCACAGACACCGACCGCCUUGCUAUUACUACACCUCCCCGAUGAGGUCCUGAUUAACAUCUUCAGCUACCUCGAUUUCCGAACCCUGUGCAACGCGACUCUGGUCUCCAAGCACUUUGACGACCUGGCGGAGCCCUUCCUGUAUCACACAAUUGAGGUGGUCAGUGGUUGUCAAGCCUCUGCCCUGUCAGCCAGUCUACAUGCAAAUCCCCGCCGCAUCUCAUGGAUUCGCUCGCUGCUCGUCUCCACUAAGUUUGGGGAAGAUCAUGGCCUGAGCACAUUGCCAGCUUAUAUUUUCAUGAUGCGAAACCUCCAAGACCUGUGUCUCGAGACGCCCGACUGCAAUGCGAAAUUCCCCGAGGAGAGAGUCGGCUGGGUCAAUCUGCAGGACCGGUAUGAGCGCAUCUUCGAGGCAGCUUCAGCAGUAAUACCCAACAGUGUGGAGCGGGCCCUACCCAAUCUGCGAAACUGCACCUUACACUUCGUCGACGGUCAAAAGGAGAUAUAUUCUAUGACCAAAUACGCAAUGCUCUUCUUGCACCCGAAUCUGCGCUCGUUGACAAUGUCGUGUGCGAGCACCGACUUUCCCGACCGACUGCUGCGACAAUUCCAGGGUGACCCGGCACUCGUCGGAUCGACGAACCUCGAACACCUACAUCUCGAAGAAUGCGAUAUCUUCUCGCCUUCCUUGGAAAUUCUGUUGAGUUUCCCUCGAGCAUUGAAAUCGCUCAAGAUUAGUGAAGGCAUCCGCUAUGACGGCAUGUUUACUAGGAACAGUCGCAUGCACGGCAACGUAUCCCCCGGGACCUUUGUGGAUGCCAUAGCCAAGCACUGUACCCACUCGCUUGAGCACUUGUCUUUGAGCCUGGGAUACUCGAGACCAUCUCAUCAGCCAUUCAGCCAUCCCGGCCAACAUCUCAAUCUGUCAGCCUUCCGUGCUCUCAAGCAACUUGACCUCGAUGUGCGGACAGUCAACCUGAUAAGGGUACGAGCCGUGUGCGAUCACGCCACGUGGCGCCGACUCCCGCCGAACCUCGAGACUCUCAAAGUGUUUGGUAUUCCCUUGGGCGAUCGACCACCAUUUCACGCUCGGCGACGGGUUUGGUUUCCUUUCGAAACAUGUAUCGCGACCGACAAAGCGAAGCAUGGAGUACAACUUCUCAGUAACUUGGUAUAUUCAUAUGAAUAUUACAGAGAAGACGACGAGCCUAGAUUGACCGUGUCCGAGGAUGGAGAAAGGGAGGAACAAAUCAGCCAGGUUGUACUCGCACAGCGUCUGAUGGUCGAAAAAUGCAGAGAACUGCAACCCGUUUUCCAAAAGGCCAGUGUGAGGCUUGAAAUUGAAAUGGUGGCUUUACCUAACGGAUUCAUCCCACCAUAUUUAUUCACAGAGGACAAGCCAAAAUACUUCACACUGUGGGAGUCGGCUGCGAGAUGA